UGCAGGUUCUGCUCGAACGAGACAGUUCUGUGAAAACUUUGAAAGCUCUAUUUGUUUUUAAGGUAGGUGUUGGAAUCCGAGGUUGGAAAGCUUCAAACUCUGCAACCAACUUUAAUGGCCGCUGGAGAAGUUACUAAUAAACCCCUUUCCCUUCCUCCGUACCCCGAGGCAAUAGAAGCACUGAACGAGGAGAAUGGUUCAAACAAGUCUUCAAUAUCAAAGUACGUAGAAUCAACGUACGGUGGAUUGCCUCAGGGCCACAAGGCACUGCUCAAUGUGCACCUUGGAAAAAUGAGAGACAGUGGGUUGUUAGUGUUUUGGAAAAAUAAUUACUCAAAGCGUGACCAAAACGCGCCACCGCGGCGGGGCCGUGGCAGGCCACCCAAGCCCAAAGACCCUCUGCCUCCGGGUACUACGUUGCCACCUCCCCGGCCCAGAGGCCGCCCCCGAAAGGGCCCAAAUGACCCACCAAGGCCCCCCAAAGCUAAGUUCUCAACUGGAAGUGGGAGGCCCAGAGGUAGGCCCAGGAAGAUGGCCCGACCCGCCGGAGGAUUUGGUGGAGCACCGCCUUCCAAGGCGGCCAGUGGGAGGCCCAGAGGUAGGCCUCCCAAGGUGAAGCCCACGUUGACAGAGAUUAAUGCUUAACAAUAGAGGCUUGUUUUGAGUUUGGGCUUUGCAUGGAUAAUAGAAGAUUAUAGAAUGGAGCAAUUAAGUCACCUGGGUUGUUAAUCUUCUGCUAACAUGGAUGAAUUGUUCUGUACAAUCGUAUGUGUAUCGUAGUUAAUGAGGCUUUGUUGGGUUGUAUAUGGUAAUUGUGAAAAUGGGACAAUGGGUAGAGUUGGGGAACUCAAUUCUAAAAUUCUUGAUUUGAAGAAUCUUUGCCUAAAUGUGCAAAUGGGUUCUUCUCGUGUUCACUCAAUUAGCAUAACUCUUGAAUUUUCAAGGAACAUUUUAACUACAAGCAGCCUACUUAAAUGAAUGAAACUUGUAAAAGUCAUACUAAAUAUAAGUAAAACCCAUUCUUAAAGAUGGUUCUAGUUAUUUCUGCUUUG
Messenger RNA from Abrus precatorius (Indian licorice), 1052 nucleotides. Its product is annotated as HMG-Y-related protein A-like. Bases 115 to 645 code for a protein of 176 amino acids. The record is from RefSeq and is a predicted model, not a curated record. Gene Ontology annotation, cellular component: nucleus; nucleolus; chromatin. Gene Ontology annotation, biological process: chromosome condensation; regulation of DNA-templated transcription; nucleosome assembly. The transcript has 2 exons. NCBI's taxonomy places the organism in Eukaryota, Viridiplantae, Streptophyta, Magnoliopsida, Fabales, Fabaceae. Gene Ontology annotation, molecular function: nucleosomal DNA binding; double-stranded DNA binding.